AUGUCUCGAAAGCAUCACACCUGGAAGGAGCAGGCUCCUUGGCUAUCCUCCUUGGUGAACGCUGUGGGGACUGGUGUGCCUGCCAAGGGCUUCCCUGUGGGUACAGAGGAGCAGGUGGCACGCUGGAACCCCCCCCGGUGCGGCGUGCCCGACCUCCCGGUGCUGACGGACGGACAGAGCGGGCGCAACCGGCAGAAGCGGUUCGUCCUCUCCGGCGGACGCUGGGACAAGACUGAUCUCACCUACAAAAUUGUCAGGUUCCCGUGGCAACUUGUAAAAGCUAAAGUGAGAAGGACCAUAGAAGAAGCUUUGAAAGUCUGGAGCGAUGUGACCCCGCUGACCUUCACUGAGGUGCAGGAGGGACGGGCUGACAUCGUCAUCGAUUUCACGAGGUACUGGCAUGGAGACAACUUGCCUUUUGACGGGCCCGGAGGGAUCCUGGCACAUGCAUUCUUCCCCAAGACACACCGGGAGGGAGAUGUCCAUUUUGACUAUGACGAGACCUGGACGAUUGGGAACAACCUGGGCACUGACCUCCUGCAAGUGGCUGCUCACGAGUUUGGCCACGUCCUGGGCCUGCAGCACACGGCUGUCUCCAAGUCCCUGAUGUCUCCUUUCUACAUCUUCCGCUACCCCCUAAGCCUGAGUGAGGAUGACAAGCAAGGUAUCCAGCAUCUCUAUGGGAAACCCUCACUGGAUCCUGACCCAACCCCAACUCAGCCAGCAGAGCUGCCUCAGCCAGAUCUCGAAACAAAUGAGAUCACCAAUGUGGAGGACGUGCAGCCCGAUGCCUGUGACACGGCCUUCGACGCCGCGUCCACCAUCCGAGGGGAGCUGUUCUUCUUCAAGUCCCGCUACGUGUGGCGGCUCCGAGCUGGAAAGCUGCAGGAUGGCUACCCAGCUCUGGCCUCCCGUCACUGGCAGGGGAUCCCCAGCUCUGUUGAUGCCACCUUCGAGGACCCUCUGGGCAAUAUCUGGUUUUUCCAAGAUUCUCAAUACUGGAUUUAUGAUGGUGAGAGAAGGGUAUCUGGUCCCACCCCGAUUGUGGAGCUGGGCCUCCCUGCAUCCCCUGUGCAGGCAGCUCUGGUGUGGGGGGCUGAGAAGAACAAGAUCUACAUCUUCAGUGGAGGCAACUACUGGCGCUUCAACCCUCACACGCGCCAGGUGGACAACAUCUACCCCCGGGCCAUGGCCGACUGGCGCGGUGUCCCGCAGGAGAUCGACGCAGCUUUUCAGGAUGAGCUUGGUUUUGCCUAUUUCCUGAGAGGCCAAGAUUACUGGAAGUUUGAUCCAGUCCAGGUGAAAGUGCUGGAGGGCUACCCACGCCAAAUCAGCCAGGACUUCUUCAGCUGUACACCUUCCUCCAACUCCUUCAGAUGAGGGGGAUGCCUGUGUCCUCCACGCUCCCCUUUUAUCACCCUUACCUCCAGCAGCCAUACAGAAGGUUCUCUCUGCCAUUCCUGGCUUCCUUCCAGGCUCAGCAUCUGACACAACAUGUGCUUGUCACAAGUGACAAAGUUUGCUCCUCUCCAGUUCCAGCAACCCCAGCUUCAGUUGCUAUCAAUGUAAAAGCAGCUGCCAUGUUCUUUGCAGGCGAAAGAGUGGCCACACUCUUCUAGCAAUAGCAUCCCAAAAGCCAUCAGGCCAGCCUGGAGCGGGAUCAUGCUCUCAUAAUUAACCUGGACCCCAUCCCGUAGAACUGAUCCGAUGGUAUUUCCUAUGUUUACACAGCUCACUACAGCAGCCCUUUGGUGCUCCAGACGCUGGCCAGGGAGGAAGGCUGCCCCAGCCCUAGCCAGGGGGU
Molecule: messenger RNA, 1804 nt
Organism: Manacus vitellinus (golden-collared manakin)
Lineage: Eukaryota; Metazoa; Chordata; Aves; Passeriformes; Pipridae
Gene: MMP11
Product: matrix metallopeptidase 11
Exons: 7
Coding region: 1-1380 (459 amino acids)
Biological process (GO): extracellular matrix organization; collagen catabolic process; proteolysis
Cellular component (GO): extracellular matrix
Molecular function (GO): zinc ion binding; metalloendopeptidase activity
Source: RefSeq, a predicted model, not a curated record